Guyanagaster necrorhizus is the source of this 393-nucleotide messenger RNA. RefSeq lists its product as uncharacterized. The transcript has 3 exons. Bases 1 to 393 code for a protein of 130 amino acids. Lineage: Eukaryota; Fungi; Basidiomycota; Agaricomycetes; Agaricales; Physalacriaceae. The record is from RefSeq and is a predicted model, not a curated record.
AUGAAGUCCAAUCAACUGCUGCGGGUGGCACUGACUUGUUAUGGAUUGGACCGAAGCGUCUGGAUAACGUUUGCCAUUCCUCACUGUCAUGGUGGCACGUACAGGCCAGGCCGGCUGCACAUGAGCUACACCGACGCCUUGAUGGUGUUUCGCCGACACCUGUCAUCGGAGUUCGCACGCCUUCGUCGGGGUCGUGAUAACUUACUGGUUUAUAAUGUGGACCCUCAUGGAGGCUCGGUACAAACCCACAUGGUCUCUGACAAGGCCAGUCGUCGCUCUGCCGACAUGGUCGUUAAGGACAUCCCCGACUCCGAGAUCACGUCCUUGGACCCUCUAGAGGGACCCGGGAUUGGAAGGGGUGUCGGCGGCAGGAUCUUUGGUUGCGUGCUUUGA